AUGGAAGAUUUGAGCCUGUCUAGCGGUGUUGAUGCAGACAAAGGCUUUGCCAUUGCUUUUAUAAUUCUCCUGUUUCUCUUCCUAAUAAUGAUGAUCUUUCGGUGUGCCAAGUUGGUGAGGAAUCCCUAUGAGGCCAGCUCCAUAAUCAUAGAACCAUCUCUGUCUGGACUGAAUUAUGAAAAAGCCUGA
Molecule: messenger RNA, 189 nt
Organism: Talpa occidentalis (Iberian mole)
Lineage: Eukaryota; Metazoa; Chordata; Mammalia; Eulipotyphla; Talpidae
Gene: CTXND2
Product: cortexin domain containing 2
Exons: 1
Coding region: 1-189 (62 amino acids)
Source: RefSeq, a predicted model, not a curated record